Messenger RNA from Conger conger (European conger), 2303 nucleotides. RefSeq names its product zinc finger protein 660-like. The record is from RefSeq and is a predicted model, not a curated record. Bases 223 to 1962 code for a protein of 579 amino acids. NCBI's taxonomy places the organism in Eukaryota, Metazoa, Chordata, Actinopteri, Anguilliformes, Congridae. Gene Ontology annotation, biological process: regulation of cytokine production; negative regulation of transcription by RNA polymerase II; regulation of immune system process. The transcript is spliced from 3 exons.
AUGUGACUGGUUGAGGGGGUGGUUUAGAUUUACGGAUACACCGACUAGACUAAAAGAACAUGGCUGGCCCAGGUUAUCCUGAACCUGGAGCGUUCUACGAGGGCUCGGAGGGAAAGUAACGCGGCGUGCUUCUCAAAAUGCAUGUGUUCUAGCCAACGUUAGUACCGUUUUGAGUAAGAGAAACCAGUGCACAGAAAGGCACCCUCAGAAAUAGGGAGAAAAAUGAUGACGAGACAAAGGAAGCGCCCGAUUAAAAGCCCAAAAGGCAGAGCGUGUCUCCUGGAGCUGGGCGGGGUGGGGGAGGCGCUCUGGCAGGGGCUCCCCCGGGUUAAGGAGGAGCCCAUCGACCUGGUGGAGGUGAAAGAGGAGCAGUGCGAGUCGCUGCUGGUCUACGUGAAGCGGGAGAAGGACGGGAGGCCGGAGAACAGCGGACUGCGGCGGGGGAGGAGGGGGAGGCGCGGUGCGGAGGUGACUCCCGGGCGGGGCGGCGGUGCCGCUCUGGCCAAUGGCGACCGCGACGGGGCGACCGCGGCGAAGCGUGAGGCGCGGGGGACCGCCGCGACCGCGACCGCGACCAAGAAGGUGAAGCGGAGGAAGAAACAAGCCCCCCUGAAAAAGCCCGCCGCGAGGACGGCCGGUAAAGACAGGAGGGCGGAGGCGGAGGAGAAGGAGAGGAAGAGGUGGAGCGCGGGCAGGUACCCGUGUCAGAACUGCGAGGCCGUGUUCCCCGGCAUCGCCGCGCUGCAGGCCCACCAGCAGGAGGCCCACAGCGACCUCCGACCCUACGUCUGCAAGGUGUGCGGCAAGUGCUUCCGCUACUCCUGCGUGCUGACCAACCACAUGCGCACGCACUCCGGGGAACGCCCCUUCGCCUGCCAGCUCUGCCCCAAGCGCUUCACGCAGAACGCCAGCUACCGCGCGCACCAGCGCAUCCACAACGGCGAGAAGCCCUUCUCCUGCCCCGUGUGCGGCUGGCGCUUCGCCCGCACCUGCGACAUGAACCGGCACGUCAGCACGCACACCGAGGAGCGGCUGCACAGCUGCACGGAGUGCGGUAAGAGUUUCCGGCGCUCGGUGCACCUGCGCUCCCACGCUCUGAUCCACUCGGGCGAGCUGCCCUUCCCCUGCCCCGACUGCGGCCGGCGCUUCCGGCACGCCACCAACCUGGCGACCCACCGCCGCAUCCACUCGGGCGAGCAGCCGUACCGCUGCGGCCAGUGCGGCAAGGGCUUCCGGCAGAGCGGCCACCUGAAGCUGCACCAGCGCACCCACACCGGGGAGCGCCCGUACCCCUGCCCCGAGUGCGGCAAGGCCUUCGCCCGCCUGGUCUACCUGGCCGACCACCGGCGCACGCACACCCGCGAGAAGCCCUACUACUGCGAGGUCUGCGGCCGCUGCUUCAGCCGCCCCGGCAACCUGCUCACCCACCGCCUGGUGCACUCGGCCGAGAAGAGGCACCAGUGCCCCGAGUGCGGCAAGACCUUCCGCCACCAGGGGGGGCUGAAGAUCCACGCGCGCGUGCACACCCAGGAGCGGCCCUACAGCUGCAGGGACUGCGAGAAGACGUUCCGCGGGCUGGGCGGGCUGCGGGUGCACGAGCGCUGCCACUCCGGGGAGCGGCCCUACGUGUGCGCCGUGUGCGGCAAGGGCUUCCGCGAGGGCAAGGUGCUGAAGAGCCACGCCCUGACGCACUCCGGGGAGCGGCCCUACGCCUGCGAGGGCUGCGGCCGGCGCUUCAGCCAGCUGGGCGCGUACCGCAUCCACCUGCGCCGCCACACGGGCGAGAAGCCCUACGCCUGCUCCCACUGCCCCAAGACCUUCCGCCACGGCAACAGCCUGAAGGCCCACGCCAUGAUCCACACCGGGGAGGCGCCCUUCCCCUGCCCCAAGUGCGGACGCCUGUACAAGCACCUGCGGAGCCUGCAGCUGCACAGCCGCACGCACGGCGACGACAGCGACUGACGGACGGACGGACGGGCCCAAGAAACUGACCGCCGGACGGGAGGACAGGCGGACGAGCUUGCUUUGACCAAACUAGCUGUGCGUCGAGAGGGUGAACCAAAGAGGGACCGUUUGAAACGCGAAUCUGUGGGGAUGAGAUGAAGUGUACUUGUAAAUAUGACUAUAAAUAUAAAUGUACAUUUGUAAAUGUACUUCGUAUGCUGCUAAAGGGAGACUCUUCAGGCAAGACUCACAUAUGUGUUAAAAGAAACUUAAUUGAUACAGAUAUCCUUGUCUGUCUGGAUUAACCCUCUAAAGAGGUAUGUAAAAAGUUCAAAAUAAAACAUUGCAGUUGAAUAUUA